This is a messenger RNA of Spodoptera exigua (beet armyworm), 2377 nucleotides long. The record is from the annotation of a GenBank genome assembly. NCBI's taxonomy places the organism in Eukaryota, Metazoa, Arthropoda, Insecta, Lepidoptera, Noctuidae.
UGUCGGUAUAGUUGUUUGCAUCUAACUGUUUAAAAAAAAUGAGUGAUUCACCUGUGUAUAUACCUAAAAAACGUUUCAAUUUGAGGAAACUUCGUCUCGCUUUGAAAUACCGGCCAGUAAUUCUAAGAUUAAUACUUAAACUGAGAUCUCGCAUAAAAGAAAAACAUCGUCAGCUAUUGAGGCUCAAACUCAGUGUGGAAGACAUGGUGACUUCUGACUUCUACCAAGCAUAUUUAAAAGCUACACAUGGUUGUAAUCGACAAGACACUACUCCAAAAAGUGCUGAAAUAGGUGUAAAUACUGAUGAAGCAUAUUUAAAAAAAAGUGAAGGUACAUUUGAAAAGAAAAUAAAGAAAAAGACUAAGAAUAUUGGAAUACAGACUGAAAAACUAAUAAGUGAUAAAACUGACAUUAAAUCAAUAGAAGAUAAAUCAGAAAAUAAAGUUGAAGAUUCAGGAUGGAGUCUAAAUGACAAUAAAGAAACAAAAAGUAUAGCAGAGCAAGUUGCAGAAGUUGCACAGGAUGCCUUAAAAGAGUCGGGGAUGGUGUACGUAGAAUCAGCUGGAAUGUAUUAUGAUUAUAAGACUGGUUAUUAUUAUAAUUCGGAAUUAGGGCUGUAUUACCAUACAGACACACAAUGUUACUACUCCUACUCAGAAGAAAAGAAGUGCUUCGAGUUCCACUCAUAUCCAGAUAGGAGUGCCGCCAAUGAUGCGCUGAUAGCCCAUGAGAAGCGGAAGGCUAAAAAACAUAAAAUGGAAAAAGAAGCAGAAGAGAACAAUUUGAAGAAUCCUAAAAGAAAAAAGGAUCUUAAAAAAAAGAAGAAAGAGACUUCUGAGGAUAAGAACAAAGACGAUUCUUCUCCUGAAAUCAUAGAAAAAAAGAUUGAUGUGGUAACUGAUGAUAAAGAAACCAACGAAGAGAAGAUAGAAGAAUCUGUUCUUAAAACAGCUGAACCAGAAGAAAUGGAGGAUGGUGAAUGCAGUGACACAAGCUCAUCCAGUUCCGAUGAUGAUGACGAUGAUGAUGUCAAGUCUAACGCUAGUACUUCUACAGCUACUGAUGAUGAGUCAGUAGCGAAGCACCAUCCUCCAUGCAUGCGCGUGAUCGUGCGCGAGACGAAGCUACCGAAACUGCGUGUGGGCAACCUAUUCAUCAUCACUAAAGAUGGCGGCACUGUCGGCAGGGAGGGAGAACAACACAUUAUAUUACUCAAAGAUCAUAAUGUGUCUAGGACCCACUUGGAUAUAAAAUUCGAUCCAUACCGAAACUUGUACAUGAUGACGGACCUCGGAUCUAAGAACGGUACCAUCCUCAACGGGACUCGAAUGUCGGAGAGCCAAGUUAGGAGUGAACCUAUGGAGGUGGUCCACGGUAGCACAAUACAGAUAGGCGAAACUAAGCUCCUGUGUCAUAUACAUCCAGGGAACGACACGUGUGGACACUGCGAGCCCGGGCUACUAAUGGAAGCAACAGAAAAAGAGAAGAAAGUAGCUUACACGCGUACAUGCAGCGUACAGAAGCAACAUCAGUUGGAGUUGGCUCGCUUGAAGAAUAAGUAUGCGCCGAAGCCUCUAGCUAUUGAGGAGACGGCAUACAACGACAGGGCGCAGGCGCGGAGAGAAACUGUGGGGUCCUCACACCACUCUGAAAAGACCCAGAGCACUGAUACUAACACGUCUAUAGCAGCAGAUAAUAAAGGUUUCAAGUUAUUGGAGAAGAUGGGCUGGAACAAGGGCGAGGGUCUGGGCAAGGAUAACCAGGGUGGAACUGAACCGGUACCACUUGUAUCAAACGAAGGUACAACCGGCUUAGGAGCAGGGAGAGCCCCAUUCGCCCCAGUCGCAAAGAACUCCCUAGGUCCAGCAACCAUGCGUCUGGCGACCAGAACCAAAAUGCUAAAACCACCAGCUAAAGCUUUCCAAGCACCAAUAGACGAUGAAGAUUCAGAGUGAUAUUAACAUUUAAGAAUUAUUUAAUAAGGUUCAAUCUUUAAUGAAAUCUUACACUUCUGUAAGUAGUGCUGUUAUUUAUUUUAAAGAUAUGUUAGAUAUUGAUGAGUAUAUUUAUAUGAGUCGUGUUAUGUUCUUACAAUGUUGAAGAUUACAGAAGUUAUUGUAAUUGUAAAUACUUAUUUGCCUAAACUUCGACCAAUAUUAUUUUAAUUACGUUCACAACUUUUUAACUUAGUCUAUAUUUUUCUUUACCCGUCUUAUUCUAUUGGAGAUCACCACAGAGAAAUUCUACCUCUCCUGUUGGUUUUCUUCUAACUAUAUCAAAAUUGAUUGUAUUUCUCUUUCUACGAAAUUGUUUCACAGUCUAUUAUUUACUCUUAAUAUAUAUCUAUGUAUUAUUGAAAAUAUAAAACUACAAACUG